Molecule: messenger RNA, 1362 nt
Organism: Penicillium egyptiacum
Lineage: Eukaryota; Fungi; Ascomycota; Eurotiomycetes; Eurotiales; Aspergillaceae
Source: the annotation of a GenBank genome assembly
AUGUCACCGGAUAAAAAACAAGACGAGCCCUUGACUCCCACUGCUUUCAGUGUCGGUCAGGUCAAUGAAAGCUCUCAUGAUGCCGUCUUUGGUACAAUCACGGACGACGGCCCGAACUAUCGCAGUGUGGGUUGGCUAGGCACGGCCGUGUUGAUGAUGAAAACCCAAAUAGGUCUCGGUGUCCUCUCAAUCCCAGUGGCCUUCGAUGCCCUAGGGGUAGUUCCUGGUGUAAUCUGCUUAUGUGCCAUUGCUGCGAUCACAACAUGGUCCGACUAUAUUAUUGGUGUCUUUAAACUUAGACAUCGUGAGGUGUACGGUAUUGACGAUGUCGGCGAGCUGCUUCUUGGCAAGCCUGGUCGAGUCGUUCUUGGAGGUGCCUUCGUUCUCUGGUGGAUCUUCGUCGCCGGCUCUGGUAUGCUCGGCGUCUCCAUCGGUCUAAACGCAGUAUCCUCCCACGCCACUUGCACCGCCGUCUAUGUUGCCGUUGCCGCCAUCGUCGGAUUUAUGUUCGGCAGUAUUCAGACACUAGGACGCAUCUCAUGGCUCGCGUGGCUGGGACUUUUUAGCAUUCUAACUUCCAGUCGCCCUUCCGCCGCCCCAACAGACGUUGUCUGGGUCCCCGAUUACGAAAUUGUGAAGAGUGAUGUAUCAUUCACCGACGCCAUUACCGCCAUCUCAACGCUCGUAUUCGCUUAUGCCGGCACCCCAGCAUUCUUCUCUAUCGCAGCUGAGAUGCGCGAGCCUCUGCAUUACAACCGAGCCCUGAUCCUUUGCCAAUCAGUAGUCACUGGAUUCUACCUCGUGAUUGGCAUCGUCAUCUACUAUUACUGCGGAUCAUACGUUUCGUCUCCUGCCCUCGGGUCGGCUGGCCCCACCGUCAAGAUUGUCAGCUAUGGCUUCGCGCUUCCUGGGUUGAUCGUCAGUACACUACUCUUUGUCCACAUCACGGCAAAGUAUAUUUUCAUCCGAAUCCUCGGUGAAUCCCGGCAUUUGGCAGCCAAUACUGUUAUCCACUGGGUUGUCUGGCUCGGCUGUACACUGGGUACUACGAUAAUUGCCUAUAUUAUCGCCAGUGCUAUCCCCGUAUUUAGCGAUCUUGUCUCACUCGUUGGUGCCUUGCUUGGUACACCCAUGUGUUUUCAACCGAUGGCCGGCAUGUGGCUAUACGACAACUGGAGCAAGGGCAAGAAAAACAGAACUACUAAGUGGGUGAUGAUGGUUGGGUGGUGUGCCUUUAUUAUACUAGCUGGAACCUUUUUGAUGAUUGGGGGAACAUAUGGGUCCAUUGUCACAAUUAUUAACACUUACAGGAAGUCUGGGGGUUCGGCAGCCUGGUCUUGCGCUGACAACUCAAGCUCGUAA